CCAGUCGUGAGCCAAAUAUCAAAAUCACCGCACAAAGUUCAAACCACAGUGCUGCAUAUCAAAGUGGUAAGGCUGUAGAUGGUUGUCGAAAACAAAUCUUCGACAGCCAAAACUGUUGUUCACAUACAUAUCCAGAUAAAAAGGAGGCAUGGUGGCAAGUAGAUCUAGAAGGACUGAUCGUUAUGGAAUACGUUAAAAUAUACUACAGAGAUCAAGGGAAUCAGCAACGACAACGAUUUGGUGGCUAUCAGAUAUACCAGUCGAACACAUCGGAUUGGCGGAACGGUUACCUUUGUCAUAAAGACACACCAUCAACGGCGGCUGCGUUGUCGUUGACUCCCCAUAUACAAUGCACAGUUAGCGCCCAGUACCUGACGAUAUACAGCGAUAGACGGUCAGGAGGUUUAUCGUGGUACUCUGAUAACGCUAUUCUGGAGCUUUGUGAAGUAGAAGUGUACGGUUGUCCGCUUGGGAAAUAUGGUGAUGGUAAUUGUGAUACAGAUUGUGAUGUAGGCUGUGCCAAUAGCCUGUGUGAUCCAGUGACCGGAAGAUGCGCAUACUGUGCAGUUGGACACUAUAGAUCUGGAUCUUUAUGUGUAGAAUGCCCCUUAAAUUGUUAUGAUGACAUAUGUAUUGUAGAAUCCGGUGUUUGUUCUGCGUGUACUCCCGGUUAUUAUGGCAACCACUGUAAUCAGACUUGUUCGUUCGACUGUAAAGACAACCGAUGUAUGCAAAGCAAUGGAGAGUGUGAAGGUAUGUAUCACUGGAAAGUAUGAAAAACGUGUAGAGAAAUGUGUUAUCUAAGGAUUAGUUAGGAAAUUAUAUAUAAUUCACAUAUGCAUGUGUCAUGUUAACAUAGAUAAAGCAAAUACAUGCUGAUAACAUUAGGAUUUUUUUAUAACGUCUAAAAAAAUAAAACUAACGUUGGUUUUCGGUAAAAUUAAAAUGAUCUUUGCAUUUCAUACUUGCUUAAACGUUGGAUACCAAUAAUAUCUUUCAACAUCAGGAA
Molecule: messenger RNA, 1009 nt
Organism: Mizuhopecten yessoensis (Yesso scallop)
Lineage: Eukaryota; Metazoa; Mollusca; Bivalvia; Pectinida; Pectinidae
Product: cell death abnormality protein 1-like
Exons: 5
Coding region: 183-776 (197 amino acids)
Source: RefSeq, a predicted model, not a curated record